Messenger RNA from Giardia duodenalis, 2253 nucleotides. RefSeq lists its product as uncharacterized. Lineage: Eukaryota; Fornicata; Diplomonadida; Hexamitidae. The record is from RefSeq and is a predicted model, not a curated record. The transcript has a single exon. The coding region runs from base 1 to 2253 and encodes 750 amino acids.
AUGGGGGACGGAGAGGCCCGGUACAUCACCCGCGUGAGCCACACCUCUCAGCGGGCAGCAAAGCUCUACUCCGGGGUCCAGCGAGUCGAGUGCAAGACCCGAAGGCGGAAGGGACGCGCCUUAAAGGAGAAGCUGCAGCAGGCUCGGUGUGCCGCCUCGUCUGCAGAUCUAGACCCCUGGCUCACUGAGAUUGUUCCUGUGGCUGAGGUAGACAUCGUAGAACCAGAGAUUCUUGUACAGGUCGAGGGGACAUGCCCUGAAUCAGCCGAAGGGCAGGUGCCGGCGAGUAUCCUCCCACUGCUACAGACAAAGUUCCCCUGUGCAACCGAACAAGAUGCAAAGCUAGUAGCGCCCCUCCUUGAUUCUGUCAAGCCCGUAAUAAUCCUCUCCAGCGAAGCUCCCCUCAAGUACAUUACGCUGCCGUUACUUUUGGGAUCCCCCAAAGUGAUGCUGUUUGUGUCCUCGAGCAUCACGCGGCGGGAGUCUUUUCUCUACAGUGUUAAUACACGAAAGCAGACAGGCGGGCCACAGAAAUCUUAUGGGGUUCACUGGGGAUAUGGAUUCAAAAGUCUGGCAGAGUAUAUUCCAUUUGCCGAUAUAUCCUACUAUUGCUCAAUGGAGCAGAUUGAAGCCUACAGGCGUGCGCUAUGGAAGAAUACCCCCAGGGCCGUGGCUGACAUGCUUGACACCAGAUUUGUCUUAGCCGUUGCAAUCUCGUGCCAGGACUUCCUCUCGUGCCCAUUUCAGCAUUUCCUCUCCCUUGUGAAGACCCCAGUUCACCACCUAGUCUUAGACUGGGACUCUCGACUCAGAGAUAUAGCCUUAAAUCGGGCCGCUGCUUUAUGUAAGCCUGCCCGACAGAUUGUCGUUAUAGAAAGGGCGCCACCAAUUAGCCAUGAAGUAGGUACACACUUGCAACUUAGACAGGUUUAUGUGAAGACCUUUUCAGAGGGCAUGCAGGUGCUUGCUGAUAGUGGAAGGUUAACCGAACCGUCAUCCAUGCUUUGCAUAGUAGACUCAACGAACAUACUACACCCUAACAAGAGUGCUAGUGUCACAGACAGUGGAGCACUUUGUGUACACCUUAGCACACUUCUGGAAUCUUGGACUAUUGAGUACCUGGUGCUGUCAGCAAAGUAUGAGCCCUUUGCCUUAAGCCAGAUUGACACGCUGGUUUUGGAUUGCAUAGCUGUACCUACUCAGCUUGUCAUUGAUAGCAUAUGUCUUCGCAGUGGCCUUUCCACAAUGAGAGGAUUGACUUUUGUUGCUCAGAUUGUUUCUCCUAAUGCAGUUUUUCAACACAUCCAAAGACUGCUGAUCAAAAGUCUCACGUCCAUUCUUUAUGGAUUUCUGAUUGGAAGCCUGCUUUCAUCCCAGAUCCGAUCCACGACUGAUGAGCAUGUUGUUCUUAGCUUUCAGCGUCUGAGCUUCCAGUUGAGAUUCUUGACAGGGCUAGUGGCUCCUCCUCUCGACGCAGAUCUCUGGUGGAAUGCUAUGUCCGAUGUAGCCGCAUCCAUGGGUCUGUCUCUGCAUAGCUUCGGUCACGAAGUUUAUACGUACAAGCUGCUAGGAUCAAUGAAGCAAGCGACCAUUGAACGCAAAUAUCCUGUCUGCCAAUUGAUCAAGCAGGCAUGCGAACUAGAAAGCACGCCAGAGCGUUUUACCAUGCGAACCCUGCUCUGUCUUAUGUCAACCUCUCCACCGAACGGAGUCCCCCUAGAUCAUGCAGAUUUAGAGAGCCACCUAGCGGCUAUCCACGACGCUGAAUCGCAGAUGGUAUGCUGUCCACGCUACACUGAGCUUCCACCCUGCAUAUUGUUUUCCCGAACGUCGGUUGAAAAUUCAGACCUCACAUCUGUUAGCAACCGGUAUGCUACCAAAGUUCUUGAGGAUCUGAGAAUGGGCCUGGACUCCCUGUUGGUUCAAUUGAUAGAAAACUACAGCAAAGAGCUUAGAGAUAGUGUACAGUCAGAGUACUCAGAUCUCAGUAAGCAUGCAGAAGCCGUGCCUUCUGUCAAGCUUUGGAAGGAAAGACUAGUUAGCCUGCAACGUGCAACCGGGAAGGAGUAUAAUCCAAUUGCCGCAUGCAUUUCUCUGCUCGCUGAGGACUCCAUGGACACUUACCAACUGCACACCAUCACCGCACUGAAACUAUCUUUGGAUCACGUUGCUGACCAAUGCAGCUUAUUCGCUGGAGUCGCUAAGCAUAUGCUUAAGGCGACUGACGAUUUCUUCAAUCGUCUGAAUGUCUAG